Messenger RNA from Acanthosepion pharaonis, 1260 nucleotides. NCBI's taxonomy places the organism in Eukaryota, Metazoa, Mollusca, Cephalopoda, Sepiida, Sepiidae. The record is from the annotation of a GenBank genome assembly.
AUGGCAACUGAACUGCGUCCAAACACUCACUACCAGCUACCUGACUGGUUUACCAAUAAUUACAGUGUCUCAACAAACUCUGAACGCCAACAAGAGGCAUCCAUUGAGUGUCGACAAGAAGGGCGUUAUCUUCGCAAUGAGACAUACGUACAGACCAAGUGGGACCAGUAUGCAAACAAUAACCGCCUUGCAGAUCGUAUCGAUCACAUUCGCAAACUGAAAGAGACCCUUGAGAACAUACUGCAAGAUGUGGAUAAGGAAAUUGAGAAUCUUUCAGAUGCAAAAACUGCAACAGAACAACAAUUGGAGGACAUGAACCUGCCGGCUGAUAUCAAUGUGGAAAAUCUGACAAUCAGAGACGGUCGUCUAGGAUUAGAGAUUGUUACUGAUGAACCUGACAAAGAACUUAAAAAGGAAGCUCAAGUAAUCGAUGGUAUCAAAGCCAUCCUGCAACAACGUAUCUCAGAGGCCUUUGAACAGCUGGUCCGUCUCCAAGAAACAAGGCAACAGAUUCAGUCUGACCUACAAGACAAGAACAUUGCAAUGGGUAUUGAUAUUGACCAGUACAAUCUGUCAGAAACAUCACCCAACAUCAGCUUCAAGCCAGAUCCUCUGCGAAUACCUAAAGGUGCUCCAACCCUCCAACAAUGGGAGGAUUACAGUCGUUAUAAUGUUGAGCGUGCUCAGGCAGAAAUAAAAGGUUCACGGACUUUGAGAGAAACCAUCAAUCACACACAAAACCAAGCUAAAAAUGAUCUUGAAGCCCAGCAGGAUGCUACAGGAUAUGCCUUCCGAAAACGCAUGCAUGAUAUUGAGAGAGCAAUAGACGAACUUGACUGGCAGAAGAAAACUACGGAAGAGGAGAUUACUGAGAUGGAAAACGAUAUCCGUGCUUUAAAUGAUUCCCUUGCCCAGAAAAUUCGGCACAUGAAAAAAGCACAAACACGUCUUGAAAACCGCAUGUGUCGACCUGACAUGGAGUUGUGCUGGGAUGCAGCUCAGACUGGACUUACAGAUGAACUCAAACAAUUGGAUGCUACAGUAAAUGCCCUUAAAGAGAAAAUACGUCAAUCUCGGCAUGCACUGGAUGGCUUACAAAAAAAUUUACACCGUAUUAAUGAUGAAUUGGAACGCAAGAAUCAUGCCCUGACGCUAGACAGUCGGUGUAUGGAUAGUCACAGUUUUCGUGCAAAUAAAAAGAAUUUCAUCCUAACCCAAAAAGUGACAAUUCCAUUUUUUUUUCUCUCUGAUUCAAGUUGA